Molecule: messenger RNA, 1404 nt
Organism: Stylonychia lemnae
Lineage: Eukaryota; Ciliophora; Spirotrichea; Sporadotrichida; Oxytrichidae
Source: the annotation of a GenBank genome assembly
AUGAGUGGAGUAGAAGUUUAUACUACUAGCGACAGUAGUUAGGCAAUUGAAAAACUAUACGAUUUUAGCUAGCUUGCAGCUGAGGGAGAUCCCAGCGAAAAAGAUAAGCAAACGCUACUUAUUAUUAAGAUUGUGUUCAUCUUUGUUGUGUUCGCCAUUGCAGUCGUUUUUGGAAUACUUCCAGUAAAGGUAAAGAGAUGUAAAGAGAGUCCUAGAUUCCUCGGACUCGCUAAUGCAUUCAGUGGUGGUUUGUUCUUGGCUAUUGCAUUGAUUCAUAUAUUGCCAGAGGCUGCUAGAGAUUACAAUGAGUAUUGGGGAGAUGAUCACAAAGAUAGCGAAGGGAAGCCUGAAGACCCACCAGUGCCUCUUCCAUUUAUACUUGUAUUUUGUGGUUAUACUUUCAUCCUCUUAGUCGACAAAGUAAUGUUUGACUCUCAUGCUCUUUUCGAUCACGGCCAUGGCGGUCAAGGACACGGGCACGGACAUGGUCAUGGCCAUAGCGAAGUUACUCACUCUCAUGGAUCUCAUGAGGAUAAUCACGACCAUCACGAUCACAAACACGGAGAACAUAAACAUGGAGAAAAUAAACACGGACACAAUCAUGGUAAGCCUUAGAAGGAAUACAUGGAUCCUGCCACAGCAAAAUUAGUGAACGGUAUUAAGAAGUCAAUGAUCAGAGCUGAAGAAGAUAUCAAGUCAGGUGGAAACGUCAAGAAAAGUAUGAUCUAAGAACAAGAAGACAUCAAUAUGACCAUUAAGAAUUAUCUUUCAAGAGCUGAUCAGUUUGCUGUCAGGAUGUCAAGUGCAGUUCAGAAAUCAGGCAUUAAGAAGUCUAAUGCAGGCUAAGGCACCCACGAAUAGAACGAACUGUUUGUUGACAAGGCAAACAUUAAUCUCACUAAAUCUCAAGUUGAUGCGCAGACCCAUGCAGAGUCACACAAUGGUGAUGAGAAACCUGCUAAGUGCAAUUUCACUCCAUUUAUGCUAAUGAUUGCUCUGAGUAUGCAUGCCUUGUUUGAAGGAAUCGCUUUUGGUCUAAUGAAUAACUUGCCAAAUGCAGUCAACCUCAUGCUCUCUAUUUUGAUUCAUAAGUUCGCUGAGGCUAUGUCAAUCAGUAUUGCUCUCUAAAAGUCCUUUGGAGAGUUUAGACAACUCCUCAAAUUCAUUAUUUUAUUCGCGUUUGCCACCCCAGUUGGUACAUCUCUCGGACUUAUUCUUAAUGACGCACCAAAGCUAGUUAACAUUAUCUUUGUAUCACUGGCUGGUGGUACCUUUAUCUAUGUGUCUUGUUCAGAGUUAACUGUUGAAGAGUUCUCCAUGCCAGGCAACAGAUGGUUCAAACUCAUAGCUUUCAUUCUUGGAGCAGUCUUAAUUGGAUGCUUAUUGUUCUUAGAUACUGACUGA